Molecule: messenger RNA, 3670 nt
Organism: Myripristis murdjan (pinecone soldierfish)
Lineage: Eukaryota; Metazoa; Chordata; Actinopteri; Holocentriformes; Holocentridae
Gene: msl1b
Product: MSL complex subunit 1b
Exons: 9
Coding region: 312-1871 (519 amino acids)
Cellular component (GO): MSL complex
Molecular function (GO): chromatin binding
Source: RefSeq, a predicted model, not a curated record
UGACUGUUGCUGGUGUCCUACGCAGCCACUCCCGAGUCCUUGUUUGAAGCUCUUGAUACAGAAACCGUACUCAAAACGAAUAAACCGAGCUAAUUAUUUCCAACCCACUUUAGUUAUUCACCGAAUUGGCGUCUUAUAUCUUGCCCUGCACUGCUAAUUUAGCUUAGCUUGCAUUUCAAAUCCCGGACUGCAAUUUUAGGAAAAGGAUGCCCGGGUGUUAAUGGUAGAUGCUCUCAAGUUAGCGAGGGGACGCCGCUGCUGGUCAGUCACACAGCCGAGACGCUGCAGAAUGAGAAGUCGUCGUGUUCGCCAUGACUCUGAGAUCGACGCUGUAUCCUAAUGCUGGAUUCAAGCUGAACGCAGACACCAUCGACUUUGAGAAAACACACAUCGGGGCCGCCACUGUGAGUCCUGUAAGCAUCAAGAGGGAAUCUUGUGACUUUGGUAUAGAUGUUCACGACCUACAGGGGGGCGAGAUCCCCAACAAAUCAAAGGACUUAGACCAGAAUUACACAACAAGCAAAGUUGCCCGCGCUGCCACAGUUGCAGAAGUAGUUCAAGGAGACAAUAAAAGUGUGGGGAUAUUGUCCCCGGUCAGACAAAUGGGGGGUGAGGGAACCCCAGUGAAAGGUAAAGCCCUCUCCAUUGACAAUAUGGAAAACCCUCAGAUGGCUUUAAACAAUAACCCCAAAGAUGCUGGUGUUGAUGAGAGUGCAAAGGGGAUUGUCCCUGGAGUCCUCGGCACUGCAUCCAUUGAGCUCAGCUCUGAGGGCAAGUGGAGGAACAUCAGGAAGACCCCUGCCAACCCCCAUACACAAGCCAACUGCCUCCGCCAGAUUCUCCUCCUGCAGUUGGAUCUCAUUGAACAACAGCAGCAACAGCUGCAGUCAAAGGACAAGGAAAUAGAUGAGCUAAAAGCGGACAAGGAGACGCUGCUUGCGCGUAUUGAGCGCAUGGAGCGUCGUCUGCAGCUCACAAGGAAGGACCCACGUGACAAGCGCCUCUUCCAGCCCUUGGAGCCCUGGACCCCUGAUAAAGAAGACAUGUGGGAUCUGGAUGUGGUGGAUAGUCCCCAGCCCAACCCACCCACACCACUUCCCUUUAGUAGAGGUGGCAAAGGUCAAAAGAGGAAAUCUUGUUUUGGAGAUUCAAAAGUCCAGAAGUCCCGGGGCAAGAGCUCCAAGCUUAGUCCCCAGAAGUCUGAGCCUCGACCCGGCUCUCCACAUCAAAGGGAGCUGCGUAGUAAGGAGACUCCGGAGAAGACUGGGCCUGGGAGGUCAGGGCCAGAAAAGGACAUUUUGCUAUCAUGCAAAGAGGAGCCUGAGCUCAGUUUUCAAAUGGAAGAGCUGCCCUUCAUGUCUACCACAGAAAUGUAUCUCUGUUGCUGGCAUCAACCCCCCCUGUCCCCUCUGCGUGAGACUUCCCCUAAAAAGGAAGAAGAUGUGGCCAUUCCAUCCUGGAGGGAAAACUGUAUAGAGCCCAUAGUUUCAGAGUCACCCAGUAACAUCCCAGAGGCGCUGGACGACAGUGUGUUUCUGAAGCGUCACGCAAAGCUGGAGUUGGAUGAGAAGAGGAGGAAAAGAUGGGACAUUCAGCGAAUCAGAGAGCAGCGCAUGUUCCAGCGUUUACAGCAGCGCAUGAACAAGAAGAAAGUCGUCCAGGAAGUCGAGCCAGAGCUUUCAUCUUUCUAUCCUGACACUGAAGAUGUUGAGUCUAUAGUCAUCACCCCCUUUCUGCCUGUGGUUGCAUUUGGCCGGCCACUACCAAAACUCACACAACAGAAUUUUGAGUUGCCUUGGCUGGAUGAUCGAAGCCGGUGCCGCAUCGAGGUGCCCAAAAAACACACACCUCACCGGACCUGUCGGAAGUGAAAGCCGCGUGGCAUGACCAAAGGGGAGAUGCCACUGAAUGCCCAGAUUUGAAAUGAUACAUUGUCCUCUCUGGGAAAAAAAAGACUGCCAGCAGUUGCUAAUUAUAGCAGUUGCUCUCACUUUCACUCUGUGGAAGAGUAGUCUUGUCCAGUCUGAACCUGUUGCCACAGACCAGCUGAUCUCUAGCAGACUGUUAGAGAGAGAUGGGGAUUGGGAGAUAGCUGCACCGUCAGUUAACUUUGCUAAUUUUGACCCCAUUUAUACCUCUGAAAAGGAGACUAAAACCUUGAUACCACAAGAUUACAGUCCCCUUAUUAACAGCUAUUGAAGAUAAAAACAUCUUCCAGUUGUAUAAGUUCUGGAAAAAAAUGUACCAACAAGUUAUAUGCAUGUCUUGUGACACAUUGCAAAUACACUUUGUAGCAGCUGUGCCAUCCUAAAUUGAUUUUAUUACAUAAAUGUGAGUAGUUCGUAUCACUUUUUAAAAUUAUUACUACAUGGUUGCAUAGUCAAUGGGCAGGAUAAUCGGGGGACUCUAAUCUUGAGAGUAUUUAUUUUAGAGAAGUUCUGUUGCCAUUUUGACUGAAAAGUAGAGCUUGAAAUGUACAGUAUGAGCAACAUCGCUACAGCUAGCUAUUUGCUCUGAUACCAUACUCAUUUUCUCUGCCUAGAUGAAAAAUGUCUAAAUUUGACUGUAUCGUGCUGUCUGUGUAUUGCCUAUAUUAUUUGUUGUGCUCACACAACUUCAAACAAGAUUUUAUCGGUGUGUACUUAAGUGCGAUAUCAAGAGUUUGGAUCCACACUCAGCAUGAUUUCAUAUCAGAAAUUGCAACUUUUGAGCCGAGGUAAGGAAUAAUUAGACACAAGGCAGUGCCCUCGGACAAGAUAGAGAUAUUUAGAAAAUCACAGCCUGAAUCAGUCUUGGCAAAUCAGACAGAUGGUUUAAAUUGGCGGUGAACCCCUUGUUCUGCUCCCUCUUUUCAUUUCCAUUGGUUUGAUUUUAUAUGCGAGUUGCAUGAGCUCGACUGAGCUGCUCAACCUGCUCCAACAAGGUGGUAGCAUGGCAUACCUCUAACCGGAGCAUUUAUCUCUGCUCAUUGAAAUUCAGAAGAUAAAUAACAUGUUUGAAUCUUUGAAAGCAUGACUUUAGGCCGCUUUAUUCAACGAGCACCGCUGUGUUCAACUUGAACAGCCUUAUUAUCUUAAGGUUAUCUAAGAGUAACUAAGCAAAGUUUUGUAAUUAAUUUUCUGUUUCCAGUCUUUACAAUAUGCUUAAAUGCAGUAAAUAUUAGGCUACUUCUAUGUAUGCAUUGGUCUCUAAGGAUGCAAUUAUCAAAACAUUCAAGGGAACCAGUUUAGGACAUAAAUAAGCUUUCUAGCUGUAGUUAAUAGCCGUGUCCUCCAGUAUGCUCUUUACAGGCCGCCAGUUAUCUUUCCCUCUCUGAGUUAUUCUUGUUACGAUGUACAAGUGCAGUUUGAUUUAUGGCAAAGUGAAAGUUUCGCUUCACAGUUAGUUCACCUGUUUUACAUGUAACACAAAAGGCUCUCUGCCUCUUUACCACAACUGACAAGCAGAUGUGUAGGCAGAUUUUGGAAAUACAAAACUGGUCUUCUGUACAUAGCUUUCAGAAACAAAUGUACAUAAAUAAAACAUGGCUGUUAUUUUUUUAUUAUUUAAUGUUGAAGUGUUGAGUACAUUCAAUAUUGUUCUAUAAUGAUUGUAUGUUGACAAAAAAAUGACAGUUUUGAAAAAGUUCAGAUUUUUUUGGAAUAAAAAAGAUUAACAUGUCUAUAAUAUG